AUGUUGCUACCUGGACAGGCUCACAUGCCUCGUCCAACACCUCCGCCAUAUGUGGUCGCAAAGACACUAACACAAUAUCUCUUUGGCGAAACCACGCUCCCAUCGUUUCUUCAGCAAUACGGAGACAUCUUGCUGGCUAUCGCAGGAGCUGCAGCUGCAGCAACGGGCUUAUGCUGGUUCUUCCAACAUAAUAAAUGCAACCGCAAAAGGAUCCGGCUGGCUGUGUACCAUGUUGUUCGUACUCUCCAGAUCAUGCCUGACCUAGAAGAACGGAUGGAGGAGAUGCCAGAGGAUCUUUAUAAGGAGAUUGCCCGUGAGGUCGAUCGGAUGAUCGGCACUUAUUUGACUCUGUCAGAGAGUGAAACUACCUUUAGGAUGACUAAGCGUAAGCUUUUGGAUGAUUACGAAGGAUUUGAGAGAGAAAGAGAGGCUGAAAGGAGAGUAAGAAGGAGGGUAGACGAUGCGGCGGCAGGAGACGUGCCUGAGAUCACAGUUCAGUCUCCAUCUUCCACAGGUCAACCGGAGGGAAGUCUGAUUCAUGAGGAAGAAACACAACAAGAUGACGAGCUAGAAAUGUAUAUGCUAGGCUACAAUCCGACAGCAUCACACUCAAGCCCUGUACGAGAGCGGCCCUCGCCCACAGCUCCCGAUAUCGAUCUCAACUUCUCGGACUUCAGGAUACCGUCAUCGGAACAGAGUAGAGGGAGUCGCGGAAGUCCAUCCAGUCUAGACUUUUUGAACAGUUACUCCUCUUCACCGCUGGCGCGGCCGUCGAAUCCGACGCCUCGUCGUGGUCGAGGCGGUCCUUACAGCAGCGACGAUACGCCUUCGCCACAACGCCUGGGCCCCAUAGACCUUUCUAGUGAAGAUGUGUCUUCUGGCGAAGACGAACAGCCGAUCCUUCGUCCAUCGAAUCCUACACCGCGCCGUGCCCAAGGCUCUAUAGAUGUACAAGUCGACACGCCACGGCCGAAGACUGCGCGUACGAGUAGACCUGACCUGGAUCAGGAGAGUCAUGACCCUUUUACUUCUCCUGCUUCUAGCGACGGCACCUCGCCAGUGCAAGAAUCACCUCGACCGCGCAUCACCAGCAACGACAUUCGUGAGCGUCGCGAGAAGGCACGCGCUCCAGAUGCCCAGAAGAACGCCGUAAAGCCGCGCAAUAAUAUUCCGUUACGCCAGCCGCCCAGUGCGAUCGCUAUGAAGACCCAGGGUGAAGUUCCAGGGCAAUAUCUUUCCCCCAUACAAGAGGGCAUGUCUCCACAUGUGAGCCCUGCGGAAGGCACCAGACAGUAUCGCGUUGCGGAGACACGCAAGCUUAACAAACAGCUUCAGAACGAGAGGAACGAGCGUCGGCAUGGUAGAAAGCAUGUACCAGAGAUUGGCGAACGGCUUCGUGGAGAUGAACUAGAGCAACCCGCCGAAGGAGCGGAGGCGAGAGGACAGGAAAUGCUUCCCAAGUCCAGUCGAAGGGAAGAACCAUCCGAGCCCAUUUUCACCGACCCAGAAGGUGAAGAUGAUGACGACCUGGUGCACUUCGAAGACCCAACCAGAUAUUCUAAGUCAGCAGAACCUAUUGUAGCCGCCUCACCAGCGGUCCGCCACGAUAACCCAUUACCUGCUGCUGCGACUCAAUCCUCUUCGCCGAGAUCAAGGCUAUCACCUCAGGCAACGACCAAAGGCCAAUCGCGAAGGUCGGCGGCUCCAAGCCCACCCGAGAAGACUACGAAGAAGGCGGCGAAGACACCUGCGAAGACACCUGCGAAGCAAAAGGCUCCACCAACAACCGGGACGCGGAGGAGUGAAAGAAUUGCAAAGUUGAAGGGUGCGAAGAAGUGA
Molecule: messenger RNA, 1839 nt
Organism: Alternaria infectoria
Lineage: Eukaryota; Fungi; Ascomycota; Dothideomycetes; Pleosporales; Pleosporaceae
Exons: 1
Coding region: 1-1839 (612 amino acids)
Source: RefSeq, a predicted model, not a curated record